AUGCCACAGUUUGAUACUUCCAGUGUACUUGCCAAUGCUUCUAAGGGAACACCUAAAAUUACUAGUUUUUGGGGUAGCGCUGGUGAUUCUUUUGUGUUGUCUAAAUUUUCAGCACCAAAUAUUUGUGUCAGUGAAUUUACUAGAAGUUCUUCUUAUCACCUACACUACCUGAUUUUUGUCGAAAAUUUAAUGCUUUGUGAAAGAAUUGUACAACUUCAAGAUGAUCUUAUUAAGAAUGGAAAAAUGCUAAUGGCCUUCGAAUAUAACAGACAGCAUGCUGUCUAUGAAUAUCUUAUACAGAUAAAUGAUGAUAAUGAGAAAAUGAAAGCUACCAAAUUUUACUUGAAUCACCAAUCAUUUCCAGUUUCAUAUCGUGGAAAACACCAUAAAUAUCAUCGACUUGUUGAUGAUGAAGAUAUUGCAUUGAGCUUGCAACAAUGGAACCCGGAAAACUAUCAGCAUAAGAACUGCUGA
Molecule: messenger RNA, 474 nt
Organism: Funneliformis geosporum
Lineage: Eukaryota; Fungi; Glomeromycota; Glomeromycetes; Glomerales; Glomeraceae
Source: the annotation of a GenBank genome assembly